GGGCGGCGGGGCUGUGGCCUAGCGAGGGCGGCACGGCCGGGACCGGGGCAGGCGGCGGGGAGCAGCGAGGGGAAGCGGGGAGCCGCGGGUUGAAGGUGGAGUGAGGCCUCCAGCGCGCCCGGCCGGGCCUCUCGGGGUGCUGCGGGGCGAGGAGCAGCGCCGGGCCCCACCGGUUGGGGCGAAGCGAGGGGCGGAGCAGCGCUAGGGCCCGGAGAAGAGGUGGGGGGAAGCGGAGGGGAAGGAGGAAGCGGAGCCUCGAGGCCUCGCUGCCCUCAGGGCGGGGACCGGUUGCGUCUUCCAGGCCCGUGGGGAGCUCGGGGUGCGGCGAAGAGGAAGCUAAACCCCCCUCAAGCCCUUCGCCAUGGCGGCCCCGGGGGCUGUGAGCAAUGGGAUCCCCGCGGGGGGCUGCGGCGGACGGCUGAACCCGGUGGAGACGUUGCAGGAAGAAGCCAUCUGCGCCAUCUGCUUGGACUACUUCGUGGAGCCCGUGUCCAUCGGCUGCGGGCACAACUUCUGCCGCGUGUGCAUCUCGCAGCUGUGGGGAGGCGAAGGCGGCGAGUACGACGUGACCCCCGGCGCCGUGGGCGGCGGAGAAGCGGGUAUGGGUGAGGUGCUGGAAGAGGAGCUGGAGGAGGAGGAAGAGGAGGAUGAGCUGGAAGAGGACGAGCUGGAUGUAGUGCAGGAGGAGGAGGAGGAAGAGGAUGGUGGGGCAGAGGAGGAGGAAGAGGAUAUCUGGAGCGAGGAGGAGGAUGCCGACCUGUGGGAUGAUCCCGUGGAGGAGGAGAUGUGGGAUGGUGGGGUCGGGGGCGAGCUUUACUUUGGGGACGAGGACUACGACGAGGACGUGAUGGAGGAGGACGUGGAGGAAGAGGAGGAGGUGGAAGAGGAGGAAGAAGAAGUGCAGACGCCUCCUCCCCCUGUCUUAGCCGCGCGGCCCCGGCGCCUCCAGACCUUCACCUGCCCGCAGUGCCGGAAAACCUUUUUCCAGCGGAAUUUCCGACCCAAUCUUCAACUGGCCAACAUGGUGCAAAUCAUCCGCCAGCUGCACCCGCACCCCCAGCGUCUCGCACCACCAACAGCUGGAUCCUCCGUUUCGGGAGCUGCUGGCGGCGUUCCGGCUGUCCUGGUAGCGGUGGGGGGUCAGGGGUCUCCGAAUUUGUGCGAGAAGCACCAGGAACCCCUCAAACUCUUCUGCGAGGUGGAUGAAGAAGCCAUCUGCGUGGUGUGCAGGGAGUCCCGGAGCCACAAGCACCACAGUGUCGUCCCCCUCGAGGAGGUGGUGCAGGAUUACAAGAACAAACUCCAGAGCCACUUGGAGCCGCUGAAGAAGAAGCUGGAUGCGGUCCUGAAGCAGAAAUCCAGUGAGGAGGAGAAGAUCACGGAGCUGAGGGACAAGAUGAAGCUGGAGAUCAAGGAAUUUGAGUCAGAUUUCGAGGUGCUGCACCAGUUCCUGAUUGGGGAGCAGGUCCUGCUCCUGCACCAGCUGGAGGAACGCUACGAGAGCCUCCUGGCCCGGCAGAGCCGGAAUAUUGGCCAGCUAGAAGAGCAGAGCGCAGCCCUCAGCCGGCUCAUCGCUGAGGCGGAGGACAAGAGCAAGCAGGACGGGCUCCAGCUCCUCAAGGACAUCAAAGGCACUUUCAUCAGAUGCGAGAACAUCAGAUUCCAGGAGCCAGAGAUGGUGCCAGUAGAUGUGGGGAAGAAAUAUCGCAACUACUUCCUGCAAGACGUGGUGCUGAGGAAGAUGGAGAAGGUCUUCAGCAAAGUCCCUCAUGCCGACAUCACCCUGGAUCCGGAUACGGCCCACCCUCGCCUGAGCCUCUCCCUGGAUCGCCGGAGCGUCAAGCUGGGCGAACGCCGCCAGGAUCUGCCGGACAACCCCAAACGCUUCGAUUCGGAUUAUUGCGUGCUGGGAUCGCAGGGAUUCACAUCCGGCCGCCACUACUGGGAAGUGGAGGUGGGAGGCCGCCGGGGCUGGGCGGUGGGAGCAGCGCGGGAAACCGCUCGGCGCAAGGAGAAAACGUUAGGACCGCACCAAAAACGGGAAAUCUGGUGCGUGGGCACCAACGGGAAGAAGUACCAAGCGCUGACGGCGACGGAACAGACGGCGCUGGCGCCCGGUGAGCGGCCUCGGCGCUUUGGAGUUUACCUGGACUACGAGCGGGGCCAGCUCGGCUUCUACAAUGCCGAGAGCAUGGCCCACAUCCACACCUUCAAUGCCUCCUUCCACGAGCGGAUCUUUCCCUUCUUCCGGAUCCUGGCCAAGGGCACCCGCAUCAAAAUCUGUGCCUGACUGGCCCUCGCCUCUCCGUGCCGGAUCUGGCCUUGCACACAGCCACGCUCUUUCCCCACUCCCUUUAUUCCUCAGAUCCCGUUUGGGGAUCGAACGCUGCACUUGUCUUCUUGUACCCGCUUGCUCCCAAGGCCUUUUCCCUCCGGGAUCGCUGGUUUUGGUUGGAACAGGGGAGGAUCCCCUCGGAAGCGUCUUCCCACUGCUUUUGGUUGGAACAGGGAAGGAUCCCCCUCUCCCACUGGCUCUCUCUCAGUGCUCCGAGCUGCACUCUCCCUCUUUCCAGUCGAUGCCGAAGCUUUUUAGUGCAGUUGAGUUCGGAGGUGCCUCUUGGCUCCCCUCAGAAACGGAGCUCAAUCCUUCAAGCUCCGUAAAUCGGGAGCGAGCGCUCCUGACGUCUCCAAACUGCCAUCGUCACCAUUCCAAAACCAUCAGCUUUUGUAUCCGCGGUGCCUGGAUUUCUUGGGAUCCAUCCUCAGCUCCCAACCGGCGUUUGGACCCGGAGUUGACCCCGCUUCAACCUGCAAUGUCCCCUCUUUCCUUGUCAUUUCUGGGAGUCUCCCGACUCCACGUUCCCCCCAUUCCCAUUCCUUGUGGACCUGGCACUUUAUCAGGGGCCGAGGAGGGUGCGAGGAGCUGAUUUUUCCCCCUCUGGAGCUGGCACAUCCCGCCCACAGGUGCCGGAUCCGGCCUCCCCUUGCAGAGCUCUGAGAUGGGAAUAUUUAUUUUCUCUCCCUCUUUCCUUCUUUUUCUCAGCUGCGGCCGAGUUUCCAGCUGAGUCCGGUCCCACUCCAGAGACUCUGCCCGCUCCAGUUGUGUUUUAUUCUGCAUUUUUUUUUUUUUGUUGGUGGAUUGGGUUUUUUUUUUGUUUGUUUCUUUGUUUGUUUGUUUGUUUCCCUGUUGGAAUUCCAGAGUUAGUUCAAAAUAUUUUUGGCUAAAAACGCGAAUUAAACGGAGAUUUUAGUUUUAUGAGAUGUCAGGAAAUGAUUAAUAAAGAGUCAAGUU
Cuculus canorus (common cuckoo) is the source of this 3292-nucleotide messenger RNA. It is a transcript of the gene TRIM41, whose product is annotated as tripartite motif containing 41. Lineage: Eukaryota; Metazoa; Chordata; Aves; Cuculiformes; Cuculidae. Gene Ontology annotation, molecular function: zinc ion binding; protein binding. Bases 362 to 2290 code for a protein of 642 amino acids. The transcript is spliced from 6 exons. The record is from RefSeq and is a predicted model, not a curated record.